CCAGUUGAGUACUGCUGUUCCGAUGGACUUCACACUGCUGCUGCUGACCUCGCUGCUCAGCUUUCUGCUGGGUUAUCUGCGCUACCGCUUCACCUACUGGGAACUGCGGGGGAUUCCACAGCUGCGGCCGCACUUCCUCUUUGGUCACUUCUUCAGGCUGCAGUCGGUGCACUACAGCGAGCUGCUCCAGGAGACCUACGAUGCCUUCAGGGGCAGUGCUAAGGUGGCGGGCACCUACGUCUUCCUGCGACCAAUGGCCGUCGUUUUGGAUCUGGACCUGGUCAAGGCGGUGCUCAUCCGGGAUUUUAACAACUUCGUGGACCGGCGAAGCUUUCACGGCGAUCCCCUCACCGCCAACUUGUUCAACCUGCAGGGCGAGGAGUGGCGUAACCUGCGUACCAAGUUGUCGCCCACUUUCACUAGUGGGAAAAUGAAGUACAUGUUUGGAACUGUAUCCACGGUGGCCCAGCAGCUGGGCGGUACCUUCGACGAACUGGUGGGGUCACAGGGCGCUGUUCUGGAGCUCCAUGAUCUGAUGGCCCGCUACACCACCGACGUGAUUGGAAGCUGCGCCUUUGGAACCGAGUGCAGCAGCCUGAGGGAACCGCAGGCGGAGUUCCGCCAGGUGGGGCGUCGGAUCUUCCGGAACAGCAACAGAAGUAUCCGUUGGCGCAUCUUUAAGAUGACCUACCUCAGCUCGCUGGCCAAGCUCGGCCUUCCGGUGCGUAUCCUUCACCCGGAUAUCACCAAGUUCUUCAACCGCAUAGUCCGCGAAACGGUGGAGUUGAGGGAGCGCGAGAACAUACGUCGGAAUGACUUCAUGGAUCUGCUGCUGGAUCUCAGGCGGAAAAGGACUCACCAUGGAGCAGAUGGCCGCCCAGGCCUUUGUAUUCUUCGUGGCCGGAUUCGAAACCAGUUCCAGCAACAUGAGCUACGCCCUAUUCGAGUUGGCCAAAAACCAAGAUGUGCAGCAGAAGCUGCGUAUGGAGAUAAACGAUUCGAUAGGCAAGCACGGGAAACUAACCUACGAGGCCAUGAUGGAGAUGCCCUACUUGGACCAGACCAUCACAGAAACUCUGCGCAAGUACCCGGCUCUUAGUUCACUUACACGUCUCGCCUCCGAGGACUAUGAGAUCCCCUCGCCCGAUGGCGGCGACCCCGUCGUCCUGGAGAAGGGCACCAGUGUGCACAUUCCGGUGCUGGCCAUCCACUACGACCCCGAAGUGUACCCGGAGCCCCACGAGUUCCGGCCGGAGCGAUUUGCACCGGAUGCCUGCCGGGAGCGUCAUCCCACUGCCUUCCUGGGCUUCGGCGACGGACCGCGCAACUGCAUUGGCCUGCGGUUUGGACGGAUGCAGGUGAAGGUGGGCCUGAUCACGCUGCUCCGCCGCUUCCGCUUCAGCCUGCCGCCCGGAUCGCCAACUCAGCUGAAGGUGACCAAGAGGAAUUUGAUACUCCUGCCCAGCGACGGCGUCCGAUUGCAAGUCGAUCCAGUCGAGUCGCGCCUAAUGUAAACACGAUUCGAUGCGGGAAUAAACAACGCAGCCUGCCGUUCCGUCAGCAGAAUAUUCAAUUAAACUCACCCGCUCCAAUCGCUCGAUUGAAAGCCAAACCAAAAUUUAUGGCAGCCGCAAAGACCCCCAUCCCGUUCGCCACCCAAGGCUACUGCUCAGUUAUCCCAGAAUCCGACACCAUGGGCAUUAAAUCAACACAGGCGACACAGGUGGUGGAGCUGGGGGAGGAGGCGGAGAAGGAGGAGUCGGAGGAGGAUGGCAUGGGGAGCUGGCCAGCCAUGUGAGCCGACCAAAAGCCAUUGCGGUCCAGUUUGAUGCACUUCUCCGAUGGCCAGCAGCACACAGCCCACAGGCCAACAGCCCCCAACCGAUGCAUUUGAGUGUGUGUGAGUUGCCUGCAUAAAUCCAAACAUUUACAAUAUUUUGCUAAUUAGCAAAAUAUGUGUGAAUAAUGCAUUUGGCAGGGGCGGAGUGGUGAGUGGGGAGUGGGGAGUGUGGGGUGGGGUGUGUACUCCUGCGUCCUGCAGGUGUCAUAUUAAAUUUAUGACCAGAGCUGCCCACACAAUCAAGAGACACUCGUGCGGAUGGAGAAACUGUGACAAGUGCCAGCAGUGGACAGUCUCAACAUUUUGGGCAUUUCGGUGAUUAGUUGUGGGCAAGCAGAAGACUCAGUGCCGGCAUAAUGAGCAGCACUAAUCAAUAAAUGAAUCAGGGAUAAGGAGCGAGUAGUCGGCACUCAGAAAUAUUGAAACAUUUUGAAACAGUGGUCGAAUUGAAGGGUCUAUGAUGUGCUAACUAAAUGGUUCAUAUCGACACAAAUAUGUCGUAUCAAUAAUAACUGAUCCCUACUCACCCAAUAACUAUUGAGUAAGUAUUAAAAAUGGUCGAAGGACUUAAUUCACUUUAUAUCACUGUCCUGUUCGCCACAAAAAAAAAAUUAAAUGGCUUUUAAUUUCCGAUGGCCGGAAGAAACAACUUCACAAUUAC
Molecule: messenger RNA, 2501 nt
Organism: Drosophila melanogaster (fruit fly)
Lineage: Eukaryota; Metazoa; Arthropoda; Insecta; Diptera; Drosophilidae
Gene: Cyp6a16
Product: cytochrome P450 6a16
Exons: 3
Cellular component (GO): endoplasmic reticulum membrane
Molecular function (GO): iron ion binding; heme binding
Source: RefSeq, marked reviewed